Molecule: messenger RNA, 327 nt
Organism: Spinacia oleracea (spinach)
Lineage: Eukaryota; Viridiplantae; Streptophyta; Magnoliopsida; Caryophyllales; Amaranthaceae
Exons: 1
Coding region: 1-327 (108 amino acids)
Biological process (GO): DNA repair
Molecular function (GO): double-stranded DNA 3'-5' DNA exonuclease activity
Source: RefSeq, a predicted model, not a curated record
AUGUGUUUUGGGACUUGGAACAUUGGCUCUUUGACAGGGGGAUCAGUCGAAUUAGUAGAGGUUAUGAGAAGGAGGAGAAUUAACAUAUUAUGUUUGCAGGAGACCAAGUGGGUUGGAAACAAGGCAAGAGAAAUAGCUCCAUGGGGUUAUAAGCUUUGGUAUUCGGGAAAAAUUAGGGGUAGGAAUGGGGUAGGUAUCCUUAUUGAUCGAGAAUAUAUCUAUGAUAUAGUGGACGUGUCCCGAAAGAGUGAUCGAAUUAUGAGUAUUAAGCUUGUGAUAAGGGAUGAAGUUGUAACUAUUGUGAGUGCCUAUGCACCACAAGCAUGA